CACUGCUCCAAGCUGAACGCCUCCCUGGCCAUUGCCAAGGAUGAGGGGGCCAUGGCAGGAUUUGCUCUUCCGCCUCCGCGGGAACGGCGAUUACUGGCUCGGGCUGCGCAGACGGGGCCAGCGCCUGCACUGGGGGGACGGCAGCAGCUACAGCUCCCGGGUUCCUGUCUUUGGCGAUGCCGAGUGCGCGUACCUGGCUGACGAGGAAUUCAGGAGUGGGAACUGCUCAAAUCCGCGGCCGUAUGUCUGCAGCAAGGCCCAAGCUCCCCUGUGACGGGGGCUGCAGAAAGGACCUUCUCCACGCUGGGCAGUGCCAGCUUCCCCUCUCAGCGCAGCCCAGGGCUGUCCUUCCUCAGCUGCACCCUGUGCCUUGCACUGCCUCUCAGGGUCACCUCAGUGCCUGUCCAUCCCCAGAGCCAGCGCUGGGCUGGGGCUGCAAAGGAAACGUCUCUGCAAUCCAUCCUGCCACCCAUGCUGCCUGCAGGGAGUGCAGUGCCCUCAU
Motacilla alba alba is the source of this 502-nucleotide messenger RNA. Its product is annotated as C-type lectin domain family 2 member D-like. The record is from RefSeq and is a predicted model, not a curated record. Lineage: Eukaryota; Metazoa; Chordata; Aves; Passeriformes; Motacillidae. The transcript has 3 exons. The coding region runs from base 41 to 274 and encodes 77 amino acids.